This is a messenger RNA of Ostrea edulis (European flat oyster), 6062 nucleotides long. RefSeq lists its product as uncharacterized. Lineage: Eukaryota; Metazoa; Mollusca; Bivalvia; Ostreida; Ostreidae. The transcript has a single exon. The record is from RefSeq and is a predicted model, not a curated record. Bases 4983 to 5981 code for a protein of 332 amino acids.
UAUUUUUAGUAUAUUGAAAUAAAUAACGCCAAAGGCAUUCGUGAUAUCAAUACAUAAACAUUGAAUUACUGAGAUCACUUAAAUUGAUGGAAAUUCAGGAAAUACACUGCAUACAGUCUAGAUUUUGACUGAAGUUAAAUUUUUGCCAUUUUAAGGAGGUAAUCUACAUCGUCAUAAUGGCUGACUUCCUUUUAAAACAUGGAUGAAAAUAUAAAUAUCAGCAAUAUUUGUGUAUGCAUUUAAAAAUUUCUCGCCUAGCUGAGUAGCUCAGUAAGUUAGUACUAUCGACUGCCGAACUAUAGAUUGCAUGUUCCGAGUCCAGUAGGGGUUUCUCAAAUUGCUUUCAACUAAAACUGCAUUUUUUGACUAAAUCAAGUAAAUUUGAAAGUUUUCAAUUUCAAAAUAUUGUUGUACACAUCCUCCACUUUCUAUCCAUAUCAAAUUUCUAUGGUGUACCUCCUUAAGGGCAUAUGUGACAUUCUCAAUAAUAUACAAAUAUUUCAGGUUCAAUUCACUUGCAUUCUAUCUCGUUUCUACAAAUUUUAAAAAUCUUGGGGUAUGGUAUGGGGUAGGGUACUGGUAAAAACAUGUCUGUUUUUAAGCUAGCAUAUUUUGAUAGUUCCUGGUUGUUGCAAGUAAAAAUGUAAUGUCAGCUCUUAUGUAUUACAGUAAGUUAUAUAAAUGGACUUCACUGUAACAAAGAAGGAGUGAAAAAUCUUUGGAACAAUAAGGUAUCAAACCCAGGACCCUUACAUUUCUAUUUAGGUGAUCUAACCACUGAGUUACCCAGGCCAAUAUAUGAAAUAUGGUAAAAUUACUACAAUAUAAAAUUCAAUCCUAUUUCGGAAAUCAUACAAGAACUCUUCAUACUGAGGAGAUGAAAAACUGAUUUUAGAGAAAAUGUCAGAAACAUUGCACAUGUCAUUUAUUUACAGGUAAAAUAUCAUGAGAUUGAAAAUGUAUAAAAUAGUGAAUUUAAAGUUUAUAUAAGAGUCAUCUUUUUCUUAGAGAUUUCUGUGAAUUUAAAGUUUAUAAGAGUCAUCUUUUUCUUAGAGAUUUCUGUGAAUAUAAAGUUUAUAAGAGUCAUCUUUUUCUUAGAGACUUCUGUGAAUUUAAAGUUUAUAAGAGUCAUCUUUUUCUUAGAGACUUCCGUGAAUUUGAAGUUACGUGUAUGUUAGAGACUCUUCCCGUAAAGUUUCAUAGCUAAAGCUCAAAUAGUAUCAUCCGGACACCACUUCUCACUGUAUGAGACCCUUUGACCUUUUAAUCUACACAUUUCCCAGUGUGAUAUAAUGAAAAUCAUACAGCUGAGUACUUAUGGUAGGGGGCGCCACAUUUCACAGUGUACUAUGUUGAGAACUGUGAGCAUGAGCUGAGUACUUAUGGUAGGGAGCACCAGAUUUCACACAGAACUGUGAGCUGAGUACUCACGGCAAUGGGGCAACAUUUCCAUCCAUGCUGAACACUCCAUCUGUGGCUAUAAGCUUCUUCUUACAGUCCUUGGCAUCAGUCAGCUGUCCCUCCAGAUCUACAAUACAAUUCAGUAUUAACAAUAUAUCAUUUACACUCAGUGCAAAUUAAUCCUGAGCUUUCUGGGGUGCUAAAAGAAAUCAGAAAACUAAAUAUUUUGAAUUUAUAUGUUUGGUUGUUUUUACAUCUCUUUGAGAAUUUUUCACUUAUAUCGAGAUGACAUUAGCAGUAACUGAAGCACCACAAAAUCUGACCUAUGUAUGGAGCUCUGGGCUUUAGCAGUAAAGGUUCUUUACUGUGCCAACGCCUGUUAUGACAUGGGAUGACAGUUUCUAUAGCCUCAUCCAAAAGACUGCGACUCUCACUUUAAUGCCGAGCAUUUGGUGAAGGAACUGUCAUUACCUACUUCUGCAUCUUUAGUUUGAAUGAAGUUACAAGCUGGGCUUGAACCCACAACCUCCAAGUCAUGAAGUAAGAAUUCCAACCACUGAGCUACCUGAUUCAAUCUUAAUAUCACAAAGUGUGCAAACAGCCUGCCAGCACACCCGGGACAUACUAAAUCGAGAGCAGACAUAAAGUUUUUACAAUACAUCAGCCCACUUGGAUGCAUUAAUUUUACCUAGAACCCUAUUUGGUUUUUAUUUCAAUUCAAAUCAUGUUUGUAUCUUUAUCAUAGUAAUUUUAACAAGAGGCCCUGGGCCACAUUGCUCACCUGAGCAGCAGUUCCUAGCAAUAAACAAGCUUAAGAAACGAUCAUUAUACAAGCAGAUUCGUUCAGAAAAAAAACAUAACUAAAAAUUCAUUAAUUUUCUAACUUUAUUAUUAAACUUGACUACAAAUUCAUUAAUUAUCAUAUGCCCUUGUAGACGGGUAUGGCCUUUCAUAUUAACAAAUUUCAUCAAAGGAUGCUUUGUGCCAAGUUUGGUUCCCCAUACAUUCAAAUGUAAAACUUUGAUUCCCUAUUGUGGCCCCCAUCAUAACUCUAGAGAUCAUGACUUCUACAAACCUGAAUCUCCUCUUUGUCAGGAAGCUUUCUUGUAACUUUCAGCUUUUCUGGCUCAGUGGUUUUCGAGAAGAUGAUUUUUAAUUAACCCCACCCUAAUUUUGUAUAUUUGUGAUUAUCCACCCUUUGAAGGGGGCAUAGCCCUUCAUUUGAACAAACUUGAAUCCCAACUUGAAUCCCCUUCACCCAAGAAUGCUUUGUGCCAAGUUUGGUUGAAAUUGGCCCAGUGGUUCUAAAGAAGAAGAUGAAAAUGUGAAAAGUUUAAGCCAUUGCCAACAGACAGCAGACAAAUUUCAAUCAGAAAUGUUCACUUGAGCCUUCAUCUUAGGUGAGCUAUAAAGAAUUUCAGCUAUUGGUAAUCCAUCAUUCUAAAGUGGUGUAUGAAACUUCGCGUUGGUCACACAAGUCGUUUGACCUAGACUACGCAUGUUGAAAUUACAUCAAAUUCAUUUUUCUAAAUGACAUUAUAAGGAACAAAAGUAAUUUCUACUCAUUAAAUAUGAUUCAAAACAAAUAAGACAAUUCAUGUUCUUUUACAAACCGUGUCAAAAUGAGUAAAAAUUGAUUUCGUUCCUUAAAUAAAAUGCAAGGAAACAGUAAAAUGUGAUACAGUGAAGAGAAUGUUUAAGAAAUAAUCAAUUUUAAAUAUGAGCCAAACAAAUUUCAACUAUUUUCUAUCAGCACAUUCUGACUAUCUUCUGCACUUCUAAAUGCUCUUAGUUUUUAAAAUGAAUUAUCUAAAUGAAAUCAAAUCAAAUCAAUUUCACAUUAACAAAAUGUAAAUUUAAUAUGUUUGCACAUGAUGCCUUGAUUGGAACUCUGUUAUUGUUACAAGCAAAUUGAGAAAAUGUCAACGAGAUUGUUAAAUCUGAUUUCUCAGACUAGCAGCGCACUGCAAUUCCUUUGUUACUGUAAAAAUCAAUUUUAAUAAAGGGGAUAGAAAAACUAUGGUUUGAUAGAUUUGCAGACAUAUAUUCUAAAACCUUUAUUUACAGUAACAACGAGUUGAGUGUGAAAGCACUCUCAAUGUAUUGAGUAUGGUUACAGUAAAACCUCAAUAAGCAAACACCUCAAAUUAGAAAAUAUCCAGUUAUAGUAGUUUUGCUACAAUAUUGUGUUUUAAAUUUUACAUGACUAAAUUAAUGGAAGAUGGGAGUAAAUAUAAUAUACAUUCUGUACAUAUUUUCGAUUUUGGGGAUUAGGUGUAUAACAAAACAAUUAAAACAAAAUGGAAUAUAGUUUUGAAUUAUUUUGAUCCAUUUGACUUCCCUAAUUAAUAUGGUUUACGCAGGGAUUUAUCUAUCCUGAAUACAUUCUAAAAAUCUGUACAUUGAAUUAUAUCUCGAACUUUGAAUAUUUCCUGUACAAGGUAUGAAUUUUAUUAAGGUUAUAAUUGUUAACAUCAAAGUAUGGAGCCAAGUUCAUUUGUGAUAAAUUUGACCUUGACCUUCAACAUUUGCAUAGCAACGACUUUGAUCGGUCAAUUCACUGAGUAUGAAGUCUCCAUGUUGUAUAAUUCAAAAGUACAUGUAAAUGACCAAGAUUAAAAUUGCUGACAAAGAGACAGAUGAACAAAAAUAAUAUACCCCCAUCGCCAAUUUUAUAUCUUAUGGGCAUAACAUUUUUCUGGCUCUAUUUUUUUUUAAUCUUAAACCUCUAACAAUUCUGAUGAUGAAGUAAUUAUUCUUAAUUUAUAUAUUCUGUAUGAAAAGGUGAAGAUAACAAACAGAGAUCAAUCUCAUAACUCCUAUAAGGAAUACAAAAUAGAGAGUUGGGCAAACACAGAACCCUGGACAUACCACAGGUGGGAUUAGGUGCCUAGGAGGAGUGAGCAUCCCCUGUCAACCGGUCACACCCACCAGAAACCCUUUAUCUACCGGUCACACCCGCCAGAAACCCUUUAUCUACCGGUCACACCCGCCAGAAACCCUUUAUCUACCAGUCACACCCACCAGAAACCCUUUAUCUACCGGUCACACCCGCCAGAAACCCUUUAUCUCAAUCAGAGAAACUCAUAGUAUGUAAAGAACAGCAUGUUAGACAGAUUUGUUUGACCCAAUGACAGAUUGUAUCUAAACCAAGUAAGUUUUGUUACCAAAAAUAAUAUCAAAAAAUUAGCUUCAUUGCUGUAGCCAUCCUUCAGUGUCAGUAAAGCACAGCUUUAAAUCCAUCCUCUAACCCCUUGACAGCUAAAUGUGUGAAAUAAACCAAUAUCCAUUACAUUUGUUCAGUAUAAAAUAAUUGAUUCAGCGUAGAAUUUCAUUUGAUUGGUUACUCAGUGAACAAAGAACAUGCUGUAGAAAAUGCACAAUGAUUGAAGAGGGUGAAUAUUCAAGAUGCUUCCUGUUUCUGAAAGAACCAUCAAUUCAAUCCAUACCAAACUCCAGCUCUAAUUGACUGCCUGCCAUAAAACUAGUCCCUAACUGGGCCAUUAUCAUUCCUGAAAUAGCAAGCCAAUACCACAAGACCUUUCAAUGUUUGGAAUACUGAACACUGUGGUUCUGUUUCCAUGACAAUGAAGAAAAUUUGGGAAAUAGUACUUUGGUGUAUGUGUGUUUGUGUUGCUGGAGAGUGUCCCUUGGAUUGGACAGAAUUCUGUGAUGGACAAACACAUGUUGGAUGCUACUUUGCUGACACUGUUGACGUUGCCUAUCAAAAUGCAUACAGUAUCUGUGCAGGAAUGGCAGAUCCAUCCACUCUAGUUAACCCUAUCAAUCAAGUAGAGGUUGACUUUGUGACUAAUUUGACAGGAAAUAACAAUUUAUGGUAUGACAAUGGAGAAAACCCUUCUAAAUGCUAUUUAAUUGGAGGAGUCAACCAUACAAUUAUUGAGGUAGGUUGUGCCAGUCUUGGUAGAACAGUUUGUGAUAUUACUUCAAGCAAUAGUUCAGAUCUGUGUUAUUCCUUGACAACUGAAUCCACCCCACCAUCCACAGAGAUAACGACUGCAAGUACAGCAACAGAGACCUCACCACAAAUAAACACUCAAGUGCAGACAACUGAAUCCACCCCACCAUCCACAGAGAUAACGACUGCAAGUACAGCAACAGAGACCUCACCACAAAUAAACACUCAAGUGCAGACAACUGAAUCCACCCCACCAUCCACAGAGAUAACGACUGCAAGUACAGCAACAGAGACCUCACCACAAAUAAACACUCAAGUGCAGACAUCAUCCACCUCAGAUCCUCAAACUACCACCUCCCAAAACAAUGCCUCCCAAGACAAUGAGAGGAAUGUCACGUGCUUAUGUACCAAGGUCUGUCACGUAAGUUACACAUCCGACGACCUUCAGACCAAGGUGCAGAACAUCAAACAAAACCUGACCGUGGACACGUCUGUUCUUUCUGCGACAGUGCGUAAGCUGACGUGUGCUGAGGACACUAGGCCCUCUUCUGCCGUCAUUGGUUACACAGGGGGGAUAAUCCUAGUUCUCCUGGUGUUGAUGAUCAUUAGCCUCGACUGUUUUCCUAAAGCUCAUAAAUUUCCACACCAUAAACAAGUUUAGAUUUGCCAGAUGUUUUAUAUAAUUGCACUAACUAUCAAUUUUUUGUAUUACUGAAGAAUUAAAAUAAAUCCUAACCUGAUA